CGGGGCGAGGCGGCUGGGGCGUGUGAGCGGCUCUGUGCUGCGCGUGCACGCGGUCCACGCGCGGCUCGGCCCGGGGCCACUGCGCCGCGCGGACUGCCUCGCCCGAGCGGGUCUCGGCGCUCCCGCUUCGCCGCCGCGGCCGCCUCCGUCCGACGCUCGGGGCCCCGCGCGGCACGGGGAGGCCGCCCUCUCGCGUCUGCGGCCGCGCGGGGAGCCGGGCCGGGUGAGAGGCGGCGGAGAGCCCGGGGGCCGCGGGCCCGCGCCCCGCUGCCGCCCGCGAUGCUGCUCUCCAAGUUCGGGUCCCUGGCGCACCUCUGCGGGCCGGGCGGCGUGGACCACCUCCCGGUGAAGAUCCUGCAGCCAGUCAAGGCGGACAAGGAGAGCUUCGAGAAGGUGUACCAGGUGGGCGCCGUGCUGGGCAGCGGCGGCUUCGGCACCGUCUACGCGGGCAGUCGCAUCGCCGACGGGCUCCCGGUGGCCGUGAAGCACGUGGUGAAGGAGCGGGUGACCGAGUGGGGCAGCAUCGGCGGCGCGGCCGUGCCCCUCGAGGUGGUGCUGCUGCGCAAGGUGGGCGCGGCGGGCGGCGCGCGCGGCGUCAUCCGCCUCCUGGACUGGUUCGAGCGGCCCGACGGCUUCCUGCUGGUGCUCGAGCGGCCCGAGCCGGCCCAGGACCUCUUCGACUUCAUCACGGAGCGCGGCGCCCUGGACGAGCCGCUGGCGCGCCGCUUCUUCGCUCAGGUGCUGGCCGCCGUGCGCCACUGCCACAGCUGCGGGGUCGUGCACCGCGACAUCAAGGACGAGAACCUGCUGGUGGACCUGCGCUCGGGCGAGCUGAAACUCAUCGACUUCGGCUCGGGCGCGCUGCUCAAGGACACGGUGUACACCGACUUCGACGGCACCCGGGUGUACAGCCCCCCCGAGUGGAUCCGCUACCACCGUUACCACGGGCGCUCGGCCACGGUGUGGUCUCUGGGCGUGCUGCUCUACGAUAUGGUGUGUGGGGACAUCCCCUUCGAGCAGGACGAGGAGAUCCUCCGAGGCCGCCUUUUUUUCCGGAGGAGGGUCUCCCCAGGUGCGUGGUGGGUGCGGGGGCUGGAGCUGGGAGCCCAGGGGCCUAGGAGCCAAGGAGCUGACCCCGCGCCCUCCUCUCCGCAGAGUGUCAGCAGCUCAUUCAGUGGUGUCUGUCCCUGCGGCCCUCGGAGCGGCCCUCGCUGGACCAGAUCGCUGCGCACCCCUGGAUGCUGGGGGCCGAGGGGGGCCCUGCGGAGAGCUGUGACCUGCGGCUCUGCGCUCUGGAUGUGGACGACGGGGCCAGCACCACGUCCAGCAGUGAGAGCUUGUGAGGAGGAGCCCGGACCUGGCUUGUGGGAGCCGGAGGGAGCGACCCCGCCUGGGCUGUCUGUUUCUUACAAAAGCAGUGACCUCUGACUCCCGGUGACCUUUGCCUUUGGCACCGGGCUGUUUUCUUUGCUUUGAGUGCCUUUUCGAACGCUGCUCUCACGGGACUUGGUCUUCUCAAGCUCUCUCUGUCCAAAGACGCUCCGGUCGACGUGAGGUCCGGCCUGGGCCGGGCAGGUGCGCGACCCUGAGACUGUCCCUGUCCUGCGCUGCUCUGGGAGGCAGCAGUCCUGGCCCUCAGCGCCUCCCCGGUCGGACCAUGUUGGACCAGGAGCAUGUCCUGUGGCCUCAUGUCACCGGGGGCUCGGGCUCCCUUGUGCCCACCCCCCGCUCCCGCCCGCCGCCGGUGUUCGUCUGGGCAGGUCUGUGCACAAGCAAUGCAACGUCGAGGCUCGCUGCCUGAGCGUGCGCCUGCAGGCGGGGUGUGCGCGCGCGCGCGCACGUCUAUUUAUGGUCUGACCCUGAGGAGGGCUAUUUAUUGUUUAAUUUAUUUGGGGAGGUCCCCUCCUGCCUGCGCCCCCGCCUUCUUCAGGCCCCGGAGUGGGGGGCGUGGCUGUGUGUGCGGACCCCAGGUCCUGAUCCUACCUGCGUCUGUCGGAAGAUGGACUUGUACAGUGGCUAAUUUAAGGGGCGAGGGAGACUCUGUUCCCUGUGGCUCUAUGCCUCUGGGGGAGCGGGGUGGGGGUGGGUUUUAAAUUAUUGACCUUGUACAGUCUGCUUGUUGGCUCUGGAGGCCAGGGGGUGGGGGGACAGAGUCUCAAGCCUUUAAUUUAUGGUAGUAGCUGUGUUUCUGUGAUCCCGGUGUGCGUAGGCAUCGAGGAUGGGGGUUUCUUUCAGUUCAAAAGUGAGAUGUCUGGAGAUCAUAUUUUUUAUACAGGUAUUUCAAUUAAAUUGUUUU
Molecule: messenger RNA, 2296 nt
Organism: Neomonachus schauinslandi (Hawaiian monk seal)
Lineage: Eukaryota; Metazoa; Chordata; Mammalia; Carnivora; Phocidae
Gene: PIM3
Product: Pim-3 proto-oncogene, serine/threonine kinase
Exons: 5
Coding region: 280-1428 (382 amino acids)
Biological process (GO): protein autophosphorylation; negative regulation of apoptotic process; regulation of mitotic cell cycle
Cellular component (GO): cytoplasm
Molecular function (GO): ATP binding; protein serine/threonine kinase activity
Source: RefSeq, a predicted model, not a curated record